AUGGUAGAUUAUUUACCAACACUAAUUUUUCUAACAAUUCUUUUUUCUGUUCCUCUACAAUUUUAUUUGUCUCCAAAAUCGUCUUCUGACGCCCAAUAUUAUUUACACAAAUUUGUGGACGAAAUUCAUCAAAUUUACUCAAAAAUUAUUGGAAAAUUUUUUAAUCUUUCAAACAAAAAAGUUGGAGAAAUGUUUGAGGAAAGUGAACAAAUUGGGGACGAAAAAGAAAUUAUUGGUGAAGAAACUAUUAGUAAAGAGGAAAUGAGUGGACUGUUUGGAGGUUCUGACGAGCCUAGACAUCCACGUCCCCCACAUAUAAAAUACAAAGUUGGCCAAGUUGUUAAACACAAAUUACACAAUUAUAGAGGAGUUAUUGUUGGGUGGGAUGAAAAAGUAAAAGCUCCCGAUUGGUGGAUAAAAAGAGUCCACGGAACAGAAGAAAUUGAUGAACCCAAUUAUACAAUAAUUAUUGAUACGAGAGAUCGUUUAGUUCCACAAAUUGCCUAUGUUUUGGAGAGGAAUAUUUUGUUGGCUGAGGGAGGUAUAGUCCACCCUUUAAUUAAUCAUUAUUUUGAAUCAUUUGAUGGGAAAUGUUACAAAUCGAGACCUUGGCAUAAAAAUGUUUAUCCAAAUGAUUAA
Meloidogyne enterolobii is the source of this 639-nucleotide messenger RNA. Lineage: Eukaryota; Metazoa; Nematoda; Chromadorea; Rhabditida; Meloidogynidae. The record is from the annotation of a GenBank genome assembly.